Molecule: messenger RNA, 3270 nt
Organism: Seriola dumerili (greater amberjack)
Lineage: Eukaryota; Metazoa; Chordata; Actinopteri; Carangiformes; Carangidae
Gene: cntn5
Product: contactin 5
Exons: 23
Coding region: 16-3270 (1084 amino acids)
Biological process (GO): brain development; cell-cell adhesion
Molecular function (GO): cell-cell adhesion mediator activity
Source: RefSeq, a predicted model, not a curated record
GCAGCAGUAUUACGAAUGAAACCAGACAGCUCUUCGUCAGUGCUCAACUCACGCAGCAGACCUCGACAACACCACAGUGGUGGGAUGGUGACUCCUGACUGGCCUGCUUUCUCCAGUCACCCCCUGUCAGCCCUGAGUCUGCUCAGCUCUCAGGAGGACUACCGGAGUGAAGAAAGUGAAGAGUUUGGACCUGUUUUUGUCCGGGAGCCAGAUGAUGUUGUUUUUCCUUUGGAUUCUGAUGAAAAGAAAGUGGUGAUGCACUGUGAAGCACGGGGGAAUCCACCACCCACAUACAGCUGGUACAUCAAUGGAACAGAAGUGGAUGCAGAGGCAGAUUACCGCUACAGCUUCAUUGAUGGAAACUUCAUUAUUACAAAUGCGAGUGAGAUCACUGACUAUGGGAAGUACCAGUGUAAAGCAGACAACAGCUUUGGGACCAUCUUAAGUCGAGACGCUCUAUUACAGUUUGCAUAUCUCGGUGCUUUCAGUGGGAAGACCAGAGGUGGGGUUUCUGUGCGUGAAGGCCAAGGUGUGGUUCUCAUGUGUACCCCUCCUCCUCAUUCACCAGAGAUUAUCUACAGCUGGGUGUUUAAUGAGUUCCCCUCAUUUGUUGCCGAGGACAGUCGGCGCUUCAUCUCCCAGGACACAGGAAACCUGUACAUCUCCAAGGUGCAACCCUCUGACGUAGGAAGCUACAUCUGUCUGGUGAAGAACACAGUGACAAAUGCAAGGGUUCUGAGUCCUCCAACACCUCUAACACUGAAAACUGAUGGUGUCAUGGGUGAAUAUGAGCCCAAAAUUGAAGUGCAUUUCCCUACAUCUGUUCUGGCUGCCAAAGGAGUCACUGUCAGGCUGGAGUGCUUUGCUCUGGGGAAUCCAGUGCCGACAAUCACAUGGAGGAAGAUAAAUGGCAACAUCCCCAAGAAAGCAAGGCUUCGGAAGUCCCAGGCUGUGCUGGAGAUUCCCAGCAUUCAGCUGGAGGACUCGGGCAUGUAUGAGUGCAAAGCUGAGAAUCCAAGAGGAGGCACCGCUUUCAAAGGACAUCUACAGGUCUACACCUUUCCUCAGUGGGUCAGAAUGAUUAAUGAUACUCAGAUGGAUAGUGGAGAGAAGCUCCAAUGGGAGUGCAAGGCCACAGGGAGACCCCGGCCCACCUAUCGCUGGCUUCGUAAUGGUUUGCCCUUGACAUCCCAGGGUCAAGUUGAAAUUGUGAAUGGAGAUAUGACCAUUCACAAAGUGCAGCAGGCGGACUCAGGAAUGUACCAGUGUGUCGCAGAAAAUAAGUAUGGGGCCAUCUACUCCAAUGCUGAGCUGAAGAUUUUAGCAUCGGCACCUGUUUUUGUCCCCAAUCCCAUCCGGGUCAUCGCCACGCUUGGAAAAGACGUAUCAAUCGAAUGCAAACCCAGAGCGUCGCCCAAACCACGGAUAACAUGGAAGAGAGGAGACAGAAGGAUACAGCCAAAUAAAAGGAUUAUGUUGUUACGGAACAACACCCUGAGAAUUGUUAACUCCAGCCGAGCGGAUGAGGGGAGCUAUGUGUGUCGGGCAGAGAAUCAGUUGGGCUCAGCAGAGAUGACUGCCAUACUGUGGGUAAAAGAGGCCAUGCGUGUGGAGCUUAGCCCAAUCAGAGUGGAGGUGACAGUGGGGGAGAGCGUGGUGCUGAGCUGCAAGGCAACACAUGACUCGUCGCUGGAUGUGGCUUUUCAAUGGUUUUUCAACCAGAGACCAAUCAACUUUCAGCAGGAUGGCGGCCACUUUGAAUACAUCCAAACACAGUCUUCAACAGUGGAUCUGAUGAUUAGGAGCAUUUUGUUGAAGCAUGCUGGGAAGUACGGAUGUCGGGCCCAGACCAGUGCUGACACUGUAUUUGCAGAGGCUGAACUUCUUGUGCGAGGUCCUCCUGGACCCCCUGGAGUGGUGAUAGUGGAGGAGAUCACAGAUACCACAGCCACCCUGUCCUGGACUCGUGGCCUAGACAACCACAGCCCUAUCAGCACCUAUAAUUUACAGGCCCGCAGCCCAUUUUCAUUAGGCUGGCAAACUGUCAAAACAGACCCAGACCCAGUGACAGGGGACAUGGAGUCAGCCAUUGCUGUGGAGCUCAACCCCUGGGUGGAAUAUGAGUUCAGGGUGGUGGCCAGCAAUGCAAUUGGGACUGGAGAUCCCAGUGCACCUUCAAGAGGAGUAAGGACUAAAGAAGCAGUCCCAUCAGUGGCACCCGCAAAUGUUAGUGGAGGGAAUGGCCGCAGGCAUGAACUGGUCAUCUCAUGGGAGCCUGUAUCGGAGGAGUUCCAAAAUGGUGAGGGCUUCGGGUAUAUUGUUGCAUUUCGUGCCAACGGGACCCGAGGCUGGAAGGAGAAGAUGGUGACUUCUGCUGAUUCUACGACAUACAAAUACAGAGAUGAGACCUUCCCUCCCCUUACCCCCUUUGAAGUGAAGGUGGGAGUGUACAACAAUAAGGGAGAUGGGCCGUUCAGCAGGGUUGUCAUCAUCCACUCUGCUGAAGGCGAACCAAGGGAAGCUCCGUCUGAUGUGAAAGCUCACAGCAUUUCUUCAUCAGAAAUUAGGGUCACUUGGAAACCGCCCAACCCUGGUCCCGGAAGACCAAGAGGAUAUGAGGUCAGCUACUGGAAAGACAUGGAGCAGGAAGAGUCAGGAAAAAAACAAAGAACUGUGAAAAAUGAAACGUCCAUGGUCCUGACAGGACUAGAGGGCAACAGUCUGUAUCUCAUCACAGUUAAGGGCUUCAACAGCAUCGGCCAGGGUCCUGCUAGUGCUGCUGUCACAGCCAAGACCAGAAAAGCCCCCCCCGCUCAACCUCCAGCCAACCUCAUGUGGAUUCAAGAGGGCAACAACGUGUCUUUAAGCUGGGACCCAGUGAAGGCAAAAGACAAUGAAUCUGAUGUCAUCGGGUACAUGGUGUUACUCAAACAGGAGGGCAGGGGCCACAACCAGGUGACAAGAACCAUCAACCCUUCCACCAUGCUCUCACUGCCAGAGGGAGGCACCUACAUCAUUGAGGUGCGUGCCCUCAGCGAAGGGGGAGAGGGAGCGGUCAGCUCCCAAGUUCGAGUUGUCACCUCCUCCGGUGUUCGAGCAAAAAGCAACCAGUGCUCAGUGCACUGUCUGCCACCCAGCCUAACAUGGACAGCACUGCUCCUGGUUCUUCUGGUGCCUUCAGCUUCCUGCUCCCUGGACUCUCCAUUACACAGUCAGAGUAACCUGGCUCACCCGCUCAGGUUCAGACAAGGCUACCAGCUCAACCACUAG